Molecule: messenger RNA, 782 nt
Organism: Branchiostoma floridae (Florida lancelet)
Lineage: Eukaryota; Metazoa; Chordata; Leptocardii; Amphioxiformes; Branchiostomatidae
Product: 14 kDa fatty acid-binding protein-like
Exons: 4
Coding region: 91-504 (137 amino acids)
Biological process (GO): fatty acid transport
Cellular component (GO): cytosol; nucleus
Molecular function (GO): fatty acid binding
Source: RefSeq, a predicted model, not a curated record
GACUGCCUUCUCUUUUGACGCCGACUUGCAGACGACAGACGUCCUCUAGUUUUUGCUGAGCCGCUGACUGAACACUUGUUUCCCGCCAAAAUGUCCAUCACAGAUAUCAACGGAUCCUGGAAAGUUAGCGGGCACGAGAACUUUGAGGCGUUCCUGAAGGAAGCAGGCAUCCCCCAGGAGCACUGGGAGCACAUGAAGACCGGAAGUGCCAAGUACACCGUGACCCAAGAUGGCGACUCCGUGACCUUGGUGGAGGCUGACACGGACGGGGCCCACACCGCGACUAACACCUUCAAACUGGGGCAGGAGUUCGACAAGAAGGGCAUUGAUGGGAAAACCAGGAAGGCAACCAUCACGUUUUCUGGCGGAGUGCUGACGAUCACCGUCCCGGACAUGGGCAACGGGAAGAAGGGAGUCUUCACCAAGCAGCCUUCCGGAGACACCAUGACAGAGACCUUCUCCAUGGGCUCUGUGAGUGGAAAGCUGAUCUACAAGAAGGCGUAAAGCCAUCGGCGUCUUGCUUUGAUCUUACACUUAAAGAACGUGCAAGCAGCUGCUAGAAGCUCCUCUAAGAAAAUAAAAGGACUUUGCAACGUGUAAUUAUUCCACUUUCAAAUAUGUUGAUUAACGUUAUGUUACUGAAUAAAACUUAGAGAUGAUAUUAAAUAUUUUAUCUUCAAUAACAGGGAAGAAAAUCCCCUUACUUUUGACUUUUUCGUGCUUUGUAGUAGUCUGAAACUUGCUGGAAGCAUUUAAAUAAAAAUACCAACUUGUUGACAAGA